Molecule: messenger RNA, 321 nt
Organism: Penicillium brasilianum
Lineage: Eukaryota; Fungi; Ascomycota; Eurotiomycetes; Eurotiales; Aspergillaceae
Source: the annotation of a GenBank genome assembly
AUGAAAGGAGUUAUUAAUGAGGGACUUCGACUUUCUGGCGGUGUUGGUCGAUUGGCCCGAAGUGCACCGGAUGAAGCAUUGCAAUAUAUGGAUUGGACAAUCCCCCCAGGGGUCAUUUUGAGCCAGUCCGCUUAUUUCAUUCACAUGAACUCGGACUUGUUCCCUGACCCACAUGUAUUUGAUCCCGAGCGUUGGGUCCGUGCCCAAGAAUCCGGGAAGCGUCUGGAACACAUCUUCGUCCCCUUCACAAAAGGAGCUAGGCAAUGCCUGGGUAUAAACUUUAGCAGAGCUCUACCUUGUGGUUUCCACACUUGUGCGUAA